Messenger RNA from Oryzias melastigma (Indian medaka), 1283 nucleotides. RefSeq names its product cyclin N-terminal domain containing 1 (gene cntd1). Bases 156 to 995 code for a protein of 279 amino acids. Gene Ontology annotation, cellular component: site of double-strand break. The transcript is spliced from 7 exons. The record is from RefSeq and is a predicted model, not a curated record. Lineage: Eukaryota; Metazoa; Chordata; Actinopteri; Beloniformes; Adrianichthyidae. Gene Ontology annotation, biological process: reciprocal meiotic recombination.
UGGUUCCGUCCAGAAAAAAAAGUUCCGGAGUAAAAGCGUACGGUCAAAGCUUCGGCAAUAGCACCCCCCUUUGGCAACUUCGCUUUAAUUUAAACUAACCUCCAAAUUUGAUUAGUUUGUUUUAAAUCGAAUUAAUGUCAUAUUUCUUCAGCUAAAUGGCUAAAAGACUACUUAGUUCACGGGAACGUGAUCAGUUUAGCUUGAAGUUCGGCCAGGCUUCCUUUGACCUUCUCAGCGAUUUUCUGGUCAAUUUUAACCAAAAGAACAAAGAAAAUCUCAACAGUUUGUCAAAAUGUUGUGGAAGCUUCAAGCAAAAAAGACUUCUGGAAUGCAUCUUUCUGAUUUGUCAAGAGCUGAAACUCGAUCCAUCUGUUGGAUAUCACGCCACUGAACUGCUGCAAAGGUUUAUGGUCAAGCAUCUUACCGAUCUGCUUGUCACACCUGCAACCGCUGGUGCCGCCGCCAGUGAGCCAAGAAGUCUUGAAGAUGCAAUUUUCGACCAACUCAGGGAGAAAUUCCCUCUCAUCCUCUUCUCCUGCGUGCAGCUCGCCAACAAGAUGUCUUUGACCCGUCAUAUGAUUGACACCAGCACGGCGGUCUGCUUCCUGCAUUUGCUCGGCCUCAGCGUUUCCAAGAAGACCGUCCUGGAGUCAGAGCUGAUGGUCUUUAAAGGGCUUGAAUUCAGACUGGAUUAUCCAAACCCACUGACAUCUGUGGAAACACUUCUGGAAGUCCUGGGACACAAUGAGCCGUCUGUCCCCGCCAAACGCCUGUACCAUUUGUGCCGCCACGUUCUCCAGUUCAUCGCCUUGGAGAAAGCCGCCAUCUAUGACGGAUUGCUGAAAGUGACCACUCAGCGUUCCUCCCCUUCCAAAGAACAAAGAGAGAAGUUUGUUGCAGUGACUGAAGACUGCAUGCUUCUUGGUGUCGGUGUCAUCGCUGUGGCCACGUUCAUCCUUUACUUCAGGAAGUGGGAACAGUGUUUUGUGUUGUAGGUGGUUGGUGAACUGAGUCACAUCACAGGAAUAUCCAUGCAGAGCAUCAGGGAUUUUGCUCAUAUGACUUUGGCGCACAUUGUUGGAUUCUAAUUUCACAAAAACAUUUAUAUUUUUGAACAUUUACACAGCAGUUACUUUAAACUUUGGAUUCUGCUAAAUGAAAAAAUUGAAGAUUUUGGUGCAAAAACAUGCAAUUCACCAGUUUGACCUGAUUUUCAGAAUAAAAGCCUAUCAAUAUUCCUCUUGUAAUGUUGGAGAAUAAAGAAUUAGUUGGAAGUUAAUUGA